GAACCGGUACAGGAGAGCGAGAAGUAUUCGCAGCCGGGUGAAAAGAGCGGUCAAGGCUACAGAGCGAACAACCUCAGGCUCCGGUUCUGGGUAGAGGCUCUCCGGCGUCGACAAACUCCAAAGGAAAGUGCGGGGGACAAAGGACAGCAAAGAUGAAGUUCUCGCAUAGUAUCCAGUUCAAUGCGGUGCCGGAUUGGAGUGCCUAUUACAUUGCGUAUAGUAAUUUGAAGAAAUUGAUAUAUUCGCUCGAGCAGCAAGCUCGGAAAGCAAGCGGACAGGCACAGUCGGAUGUCGAGUCCGCGCCGCUGUUAAGCGGGACACCCACGCCCGAGGCGGUGUUCCGCCGGGCGCUGAACGCAGAGCUGGAGAAGAUAUGUAGCUUCUACGAGGUCAAGGAGUCGGAGAUACUCAAGGAGGUGGAGGACGUUGUCCGUGGUGCCGAGGAGUACUCAUCCAAGGCGGACGUGGCGGACGUGGACCCCAUGAGUGACGCUAUGGUCAAGUCGCGGAGGAUGAGCUCUAGCUCUCGCUCGCGCCCGCGGACUGGCGGCUCGUACCGCGAUUUCCCGUCGGAGGAGACAGAAGAUGACGAUGAUGGAGCGGAUAGCGAUGACGAGCAUCAGCCGCCGACCGGGCAGAGAGUGGUGCCGUUGACGGGUCGGUCGCGCUCGGACCUGAGCGAUUCGAGAUUCAUGGCUGACUCGACGACUCUGGGGUUUGUUCGGCGGGGGAGCGGCGGGCAUGAUGGGGACACGCGGUUUCUGGACCUGUACAACGAGGGCUUGUCGCUGAAGCAGCGGGCCGUGAACGCCUAUGUCUCACUGUGCGGGCUCAAGUCGUACAUCCAGCUGAACAAGACCGGUUUCUCCAAGGCUUUGAAGAAGUUUGACAAGAUCCUCGACUGCAAUUUGCGGCGCGAUUACAUGAGCUCCACCGUUUCCCCAGCUUAUCCGUUUACGGAUUCGACCAUGAAGAAGAUCGAGGGCGUGAUUGCCCGGAUCGAACAGCUCUAUGCGGACGUGAUUACGGGCGGUGACCUACCGCUGGCCAAACGGGAGCUGCGAUUGCACCUGAGAGAGCACGUUGUCUGGGAGCGGAAUACAGUCUGGCGAGAGAUGAUUGGCAUUGAGCGGAAGGCCCAGGCCGCGAAUGUUGGUAUUCGUCGGACACUGCUGGGAAUGGACGAGGACCCGGCCGCCGCACGACGACAGGGCGAUGAGCAGGAGGCUGCAGCCAAAGAGAUCAAGACGCCGUUUGGUCGCUAUAGCGUACCCGAGUGGCUCUGCAGCUUGAGUUUCGGGACGCUGAUUGUCAUCCUGGCGGUGUUUAUCAUCUUGCUCUAUGCUCCGAUCAUGGAUAAACCGGAGCAGCAGAACUGCCUGGCCAUGCUUGUGUUUGUCAGUCUGUUGUGGGCCACCGAGGUCAUUCCUCUCUUUGUGACGUCCCUCUUGAUACCCUUCCUGGUCGUCAUGUUGCGCAUUAUGAAGUCCGCGGAGAAGCCCUAUCACCGUCUGGGACCAAAGGACGCCACCAGCGCGGCGUUCAGCGCGAUGUGGACGCCUGUGAUCAUGCUCCUGCUGGGGGGAUUCACCAUCGCCGCUGCGUUGUCCAAAUACGACAUUGCUCGGCGGAUGGCCAUGUUUGUGCUGAGCAGAGCCGGAUCCAACCCCAAAGUUGUUCUCCUGACGAACAUGUUUGUGAGCAUGUUCCUUAGUAUGUGGAUUAGCAAUGUGGCGUCGCCUGUUCUUUGCUACUCCAUUAUUCAGCCUCUACUACGUAAUCUUCCUCCUGAUUCCAACUUUGCCAAGGCCCUUGUGCUGGGUAUUGCGCUGGCUGCCAAUGUCGGAGGUGCCGCGUCGCCGAUUGCGUCGCCCCAGAAUAUCAUCGCGCUGCAGAACAUGUACCCGAGUAUCAGCUGGGGGACCUGGUUUUUUGUCUCACUGCCCGUCUGCAUCAUUUCGAUCCUUUUGAUUUGGCUGCUCUUGCUGGCAACGUUCAAGCCCGGCCGCGGCACGACCAUUGUCCCAAUGCGACCGGUCAAGGACCGAUUUUCGGGUGUGCAGUACUUUGUGACGAUUGUGACGCUGUCCACCAUCGGGCUGUGGUGUGCUAGCCAUCAGCUCGAGCACGUCUUUGGCGAUAUGGGCGUGAUCGCCAUCAUCCCGAUGGUGCUGUUCUUUGGAACGGGGAUCCUGAACAAAGAGGACUUCAACAACUUCUUGUGGACCAUCAUCAUCUUAGCUGCGGGAGGUCUGUGUCUCGGCAAAGCGGUGACCUCGUCCGGGCUGCUGCACACGAUCGCCAAUGCGAUCACGGUGCGCGUCGACCACUUCAGUCUGUACGGGGUUCUGCUCGUGUUUUCGGCUCUGAUCCUGGUCAUGGCGACGUUUAUCUCGCAUACGGUUGCGGCGCUGAUCAUGCUGCCGCUGGUGCGCCAGAUUGGCGUGGGCAUGGACGACCCGCAUCCGAACUUGCUGGUGAUGGCGAGUGCAUUGAUGUGUUCGGUGGCUAUGGCGUUGCCGACCAGCGGGUUCCCCAACAUGACUGCUAUUAUGACCGAGGUCCCACAAACGGGUCAACGGUACCUCCACGUGCGGCAUUUCUUCACUCGCGGUAUCCCGGCCAGCUUGAUGUCGUGGGCGGUGAUUGUGACGAUUGGGUAUGGACUGAUGUAUAUUGCGGGGUUGUAGGGAGUUUAGAUGGUAUGUAUACAGAUUACCAGAUUACUUUUAGAGUAUUUACA
Messenger RNA from Aspergillus novofumigatus IBT 16806, 2743 nucleotides. RefSeq names its product putative plasma membrane phosphate transporter Pho87. Gene Ontology annotation, molecular function: phosphate transmembrane transporter activity. The coding region runs from base 153 to 2690 and encodes 845 amino acids. Lineage: Eukaryota; Fungi; Ascomycota; Eurotiomycetes; Eurotiales; Aspergillaceae. The transcript is spliced from 4 exons. Gene Ontology annotation, cellular component: membrane. Gene Ontology annotation, biological process: phosphate ion transport; monoatomic anion transmembrane transport; polyphosphate metabolic process. The record is from RefSeq and is a predicted model, not a curated record.